UGUUUGUCAAAAUUUUGUAUAAAUUGUCCUUCAGAUGAACGAUGGGUAUCACUCAUCUUUUCGAUAUCAUUGGAUCUACUACAGCUUCAACAGCAGUUCAAAAAAUAAAUAUCUAAAAUGGCCGCCACAGAAUUUACUGAACAACAACUUGAAGAUAUCAAAGAAUGCAUCGAACUCUUCGACAAAGAUGGAGACAACAAAAUUUACUUUUACCAAGUAGGCGAUGUUGUUCGCGCCCUCGGUGAAUGUCCGACCAAUGAAGAUGUCGAGAAAUUCAUGGGAAACCCCAGCAAAGAAGAAUUGAAGGCUAAAAAGUUGUGUCUUGAAGAAUUCCUUCCAAUUUAUGGUCAAAUUAUGCAAGGAUCAGUGAAGGGAACCAUAGAAGAUUUCGUAGAAGGUUUGAGAGUUUUUGACAAAGAUGGCAACGGUACCGUCAUGGGAGCAGAAAUUAGACACGUCCUCACUACUUUAGGAGAAAAAUUGUCAUCUGCAGAAGUUUCCCAAGUUAUGAAAGGCCAAGAAGAUAGCAGUGGAAGUCUCAAUUACGAAGGAUUCAGCAAGUUCUUGAUAGAAGUUCCUGCUUCAGCAAUAUAAAUUCACUCGUCCAAGUCGCCAAAUUGAAUUGAAAAUACGAGCUAUUGGGUUUUGCAUGUUUGUAUGUCUAUCUGCUCAAUUUUUCUUUUUUUCCCAUCUCUUAUGAUUAUCAUGGCUCCAUACAGUUUAUUGCAUUUUAUUUUGUUAUUCAACAAACUUUUCUCCAAAGAAACUUGUCCUCCUUUCAUUACGUUUCUCUCUCUCUCUCUCACCUCUCUCUCUCCACAAGUAUUUUCAGAUUUGCCAAAGAUUUUAACCUCCUUUUUCGCUUUCUCUUUACCCUCUCUUCAAUUUUCUCUUACUUUUGCCUCAUUCUCUUUCUUACAUCACAUUGAAAACACGAGCCAUUGGUUUUGCAUGUUUCAAUAAUUACGGACUUCUCAAAUUUUCUUCUUUUGACUUUCUCUUGCGAUCAUUCUCAUUUCUCUUUAUUCUCUCUAAUAAAACUUCUAAUUCUGUUCGAUAUAUUCCGUUUAUUGGGUAGUAAUUUGAUUAUUAAAAAUUUUCUCCGCAAGGAUUUCCUGAUUUCCAAAGAAUUCUGACCUCCCUUUUUCGCUUCCUCUUUUCUUGCUCUCAAAUUUUCUCUUACUUUUGCUUCAUUCUCUCUCUUACAUCACGUUGAAGAUCCGAGCCAUUGGUUUUGCAUGUUUCAAUAAUGACGAACUUUGUUUCAAAUUUUCUCAUUUUGUCUAUCUGUUGCGAUCAUUUUCACCUCCACUAUUUUUCUCUAAUAAAACCUUUAAUCUUAAUCUAAAAUAUUACGUUUAUUAAAAUUAUUUCGUAAUAUACGUUUUCUCGAUAAGGAUUUGCAAAACAACCUGACAUCCUCUAUUUGUUAUCUUUUUUAUUUCUCUCUGAUUCUCUCUUCCCUUCUCUCUCUCUCUCUCCCCUUUCUCACCACCUGUCAAUGGCUACUCUAUAUAAUUUUUACUUUUUAUGUAUGACUGUUUUGUUAAAUAAAUACUAAAUGCUCGAA
Styela clava is the source of this 1570-nucleotide messenger RNA. NCBI's taxonomy places the organism in Eukaryota, Metazoa, Chordata, Ascidiacea, Stolidobranchia, Styelidae. The record is from RefSeq and is a predicted model, not a curated record.